Vicugna pacos (alpaca) is the source of this 1157-nucleotide messenger RNA. RefSeq names its product palmitoyl-protein thioesterase 1 (gene PPT1). The record is from RefSeq and is a predicted model, not a curated record. NCBI's taxonomy places the organism in Eukaryota, Metazoa, Chordata, Mammalia, Artiodactyla, Camelidae. Gene Ontology annotation, cellular component: lysosome. Gene Ontology annotation, molecular function: palmitoyl-(protein) hydrolase activity. Gene Ontology annotation, biological process: protein depalmitoylation; nervous system development; receptor-mediated endocytosis.
CGUCGUCACGUGAUUGAGUCAAGAUGGCGUCGCCCAGCUGCUUGUGGCUCUUGAUCCUCGCUCUGUUGCCGGGGUUCUGCGCUGCCAUAGCGCUGGGGCAUCUCGACCCGCCCGCGCCACUGCCGCUGGUGAUCUGGCAUGGGAUGGGAGACAGCUGUUGUAAUCCCUUAAGCAUGGGUGCUAUUAAAAAAAUGGUUGAGAAGAAAAUACCUGGAAUUUACGUUCUAUCUUUAGAGAUUGGGAAGACCCUGAUAGAGGAUGUGGAGAACAGCUUCUUCUUGAAUGUCAACUCCCAAGUAAAGACAGUGUGUCAGAUUCUUGCUAAGGAUCCUAAAUUGCAACAAGGCUACAAUGCUAUGGGAUUCUCCCAGGGAGGCCAAUUUCUGAGGGCAGUGGCUCAGAGAUGCCCAUCACCUCCCAUGAUCAACCUCAUCUCCAUUGGGGGACAACAUCAAGGUGUUUUUGGACUCCCUCGAUGCCCAGGAGAGAGCUCUCACAUCUGUGACUUGAUCAGAAAAACACUGAAUGCUGGGGCUUACAACAAAGCUGUCCAAGAACGCCUGGUGCAAGCAGAAUACUGGCAUGACCCCAUAAAGGAGGACGUAUACCGCAACCACAGCAUCUUCUUGGCAGAUAUUAACCAAGAGAGAGGUGUCAAUGAGUCCUACAAGAAAAACCUGAUGGCCCUGAAAAAGUUUGUGAUGGUGAAAUUCCUCAAUGAUUCCAUUGUGGACCCUGUGGAUUCUGAGUGGUUUGGAUUUUACAGAAGUGGCCAAGCCAAGGAAACCAUUCCCUUACAGGAGAGCACCUUGUACACACAGGACCGCCUGGGACUAAAGGAAAUGGACAAUGCAGGACAACUGGUGUUCCUAGCUGUGGAAGGGGACCACCUUCAACUGUCUGAAGAAUGGUUUUAUACCCACAUCAUACCCUUCCUUGAGUGAAACCCUGGCAGUUUGCACCAGAGCUCAGGGAACCCCUCACACUUCCAAACCAGUUCCCUACACGCCCACGCCUGAGCUCAGAUCCAGCUUGCAACUAAUCCUCUCUAGUCAUCCUCUAACACACCGUGCCCGGAAAGAUCUAAGAUAUGAAUCUUAUCGUUUGCCUCAUCCUAUCAGCAUAUGGUGUUAAAUGCAAGUUUAAUUAGCUAAUAA